AUGUCAAAUGGCGAUGAGUCCGUCCGCAAACCUUCUCCACAACCACAUCAGCGAUCUCGGCCGCCAGCGAAAAGGGCGUCACCCGCAAAUAUCCACCGUUCAAGAUCCCAAAAUCUUAAAGCUCCGAGCGAGAGCACCGACAAACGGCGUUCAAAAUCUCACGACCCCGUCUACAAGACACCUAAAGCGAGAACGCCUGUGGAUGCUGUGGUCGACGAAGAAGAAUUUACUCCCUACGAACAACUGUGGAACGAUUCAAAGUCUGAAUUCAAGGAAAAGAACCCGGAUCUCUUCCAUGCUUUCCAGCGAGUCGAGCAGAAAGUCGUCCAUGUGGACACCAAGGGUGAAGUCGGCGAGAGCCCCGGAUCCGCCACGAAAGAAUUCCAUGAAACCGUAGGAAAAACCAAGUUUCUUCUCGACCAGCGUCGAUGGAAAUAUCAAAAGAGUGGCCAAAAAGGCGAGGUCAGAAAUCUUGUCACUCGAUUCCUAGUCAUUUUGGGAAACCUUAGCGGCCUGGGAGGGGUCGUUGCGAACGUUAACCCGGUCAUUGGUGUUCCAGUAUGGGCAGGCGUUUGCUAUUGUCUGCAGGCAUGUCUUCGAAUGACACAGAGUGAUGAAAGUGCUCUCAACGGUGUACGAGAGGUUACUGACAUCAUAGAUCUAUACGAGGUAUUGAGACCUACUUUUUACAGUUCCAAGCCGUCAGCGGCGAACAAAAGGCUCUACGACAAGACUAGGAAGCUUUUUGUCAACAUCUUGGUAUUUCAAGCUUUUGCAGUCAAAUUCUUGUCAAAGAACACUGGGACGCGGGCUGCGAGAGCUUUUAUCUCGUGGGACGACUGGAAGCCCAUGCUGGAGGACAUUCAACGGGAAGCCAAAAAUUGUGAACGUCUCCAAGAAGCACAUGCACAAGCUGGUCAGAAAGAAAUUAAGGAGAUACUCAAAGAGACAAGGCUCCAUACGAAGUACCUUGUAGAGCUCCAAAAGACGAAUGACGAGUUUGAUAGGCAAGAAACGAUUAUUUCUUGGCUAUCAGAUCAACCGGUCGAAGCUCACCUUGGUCAUGUGCUCAACAAGUCAGAGCAAAGUGCUUUCAUAGACCGCAAAAGCGUGCCGAAGGAUUACAAAGCCCCAGAUGACUGGCUUUGGAGCGAUCUCGAAAGGUGGUGGAAAGACAGAAAACGGGGACCGGGAAAAACCACACUCAUCUCUCAAGCAACACAACACCUCCGACGAAAUUUGGAAACGGACACUAAAUCUCAGCUUGCCUACUUUUUGAUUGCAGAUGAACCAGGACGGAGAGAGUGCACGAGCGUCAUUCGAAGUCUUCUAGCACAACUUGCCAGGACUCCCGAAGGAAAGAUUGCAUCUUCAAUCUCCGAACUAUACGAUCCCCGGGGCGCUGCCGCAAAGUUAGGUUCAAACAGAAGUUUGCAAGAGCUCAAAAGCCUUUGCACAAAUUACCGGACAACCCUCGUCGUUGAUGGUUUAGAUCAGUGUGAAGACUGGAACGAACUCCUCAAAGCACUGAAGGAUCUUACCUGCGGCAAAACCUCAACCAAGCUGCUGGUCACGUCCAACGAGAGACUUUGGGAAGUUCGGGGGAAGAGGACCUUCAAAGAAUGCCUCGAGAUGCAAGUCAACAAAGACCGAAAUUUGCAAGCGAUCAAACACUUUUGCUACUGCCAGAUUGCAAAGAACAGCGAGUCGCUCAACAAUGGCGAAUGCAAAGAUCUUGAAAUCAAGCUUGUCGACCGGCUCGUGUUCAAUUCCGAUGGAAUAUUCAAAUGGGUCGAGCUCUACAUCAAUCAGAAAUUCGGGAACAAUCGAAUGUACAGCAAUCGAGAUGCAGUCAAGGACCUUAUUAUAGAACUGGAAAAGUCGCCCCAUAUCCCCGAUCUAGAUCCCAUUUACAAAUCUAUCCUAGAAGGAAACCCUGAUGAUAAACUUCUUCGUCAAGUCAAACAAUGCGCGUUCAGAUGGACGCUAUCCUGGGCGGCCCCAAUGACGAUCGUACAGCUGGCAGAAGCGGUACAUGUCGAAACCCACGCAGCAAUAUCUCGUUCUGAGAGUCUUAUACGUGAACAUUGCGCUGACCUUCUCGAACUGAAGAGUGACGGUACUCCGGUGACAAUAGCAGGGACAACUGUUCGGCACUUUUUGACUCACUAUUCUGUCAAAGAGAAAACCACCAUAUAUCCUUACUCGGACGUCAACUGCCAUGCACAGAUCUUAAUCACAUCCCUUAGGCGCCUAGAGUAUCUUUGCUCCAUCCCAAUGUCGGGCCGGGACUUUCAGGACGUUGAUUGGACAUUCGACCUCUAUGCCGCCACUUUCUGGCCAUUUCAUCUGGCGAAAGUGGCCGCAAGGCGGUCGAAUAUUUCAGACUUCCCAAGUGUCAUCGAAAAAUUCUUCGGGCCCAACAUUACCGGGUACGGCUCUGGCUUCAGACUUUGGACAGAGAAAUGGCUCAAGGUGACGGGCACCAAAGAAUUCGCAGCCAAAAACUGUUUGCAAUCUCAAUUUCCAGACGCCUUUAGGCUCGUCACGUCCAUAUUGGCCUCGCCACCGAAUCCAUUUUUUGCAGCAUGCGCUCUAGGGUUGCCGCCACUGCUAAAGGCCCUCCCGCUGCCGGAAGCCGACAUGUCACAGUUACGCAACAUCAACGAUGAAUUGGGAGCAUUUCUGGCAGUGGAAAGCGAAUCGACCGAGUGUCUUGAAGUGUUGCUCGCAAAGAAGGUGGAACUAAAGAAGAUGAGGCAGUCAGGAAACACGAUCCUGCAUUGGGCUGCUAUAAAAUCAUGGAGUAAAACGCUCAAAUGGUUGCUAGACCGAGAUAUUGCCCAGGACGCAUCGAUUAUUGACGAUAAUGCUGCAACGAUUCUUCACUUAGCGGCGGGUUCAGCGAAAGGGCCUUUGACGAAAGUGGAAAUCCUGUCAGAUUUUGGGUUCGAGAAACUUGGACUGGAAGCAAAUAGACCAGAUAAGGACCAGAAGACGGCGCUUCACUAUGCGCUAGAUGGUCCCAGGGUGUCGACCAAGCUCAUCCAGAAGCUGAGAACAUUGAGUAUUGAUUUCAAGGCCAAGGACAAAAUGGGAGCGACUCCGCUCCAUUAUUCGGUGCGCAAUCGAAAGGCGUCCGAAGAAGUGAUCAAAGAACUCGUCAGCUACAAGAUGAUCGACGUCAACGCAGUGGACCACAAGAAGAAAACGGCAUUGGCCUAUCUGGUUGAGAAGGGUACAAGGGUCCGGAUCAAUAAUCUUGUUCCUAUUUUGCUGAAAGAAGAAGGGAUCCGUGUCAAACCGCGUAAUGGGGAGGAAUCAGUCCUGCAUCUUGCCAUCAACAACUCCGUUCUCUCCGAGAAAACGUUCCAGCUGUUACUCUCUCACGAAGGCUGUAAAGACUGUGUUGACAAGGACAAGAGAAAUCUUCUCCAUUGCGCUCUUCUUGCCUACAGAGACUCGGCAAGCACGAAACUUUCCAGGUCACGCUUGGAAAAAAUCAUUGACAAGCUUCUUGAGGACAAGGACAUUGAUGUCACCUCGGUCGACAAGAAACGAGCAACAGCACUUCACUACCUCGCGCGAAUCCCCACUCAACCCGCUGGCUUAAUGAAGACCAUGCUCUCUAAGAUCACGGACGUUGACGCAUCCAACGAAACUGGCGAAACAGCCCUGCAUAUCCUUGUCAGGUACAACGAAUACGCCGACAAGGCCAACGAAAAGGCGGUGCAGCUGUUGAUCGAGAGAGCAAAAGCUUUUGAUAUGGCAGACAAGGGCGGGGAAACAAUAUUGCAACGGGCAAUUCGCAACUGGAAGACGCCGCCGCAUGUGAUCACGACUCUCAUCCAAAAACAAUCUACAAUUGAUGCUCUGGAUAAAACAGGAUGUAAUGCGCUGCACUACGCCGCAAGACUUAGAGGGGACCUUAUUAGCCGGGCCUUGCUGAAAGAAGGAGCGAACGCUUCCAUACUGGAUAGCGACGGCGCUUCGGCCCUGCACUAUGCCUCGGCGAGUUCUCGCGCCGUGAGUGCGAGGACAGUCAAAUUCUUGAUAAAGUCCCACGGACUAGGAGUCGAUGCGGCCGACAAGGCCGGGAAAGCACCAGUACAUUACGCGGCGCGAUCAGGGACACUAGAUGGGCUUCAGGCACUGGAGAAACAGGGAGCUAAAUUCGACAUAAAGGACAAGGAUGGCAAUACUGUUCUUCAUCAUGCGGUGCGCAACGUUCGAAGAGCGCCAGAAAUCCUGCUCUAUCUUCUUGAACGAAAGAGCGUGGAUAUCAACACGAGGAACAGGCUUGGUGAAACGCCAUUUCUUUGCGCUGUUCGAAGAGGGUCUGUUGAAGCCGUCAAGACUCUUGUCAAGAAAAAAGCAAAGACUUCCACCAAGACCAAAAAGGGCGAAACAGCGUUGCAUUAUGUUUUCAGGCGGUCCGAUACAUCCAAAGAAUUGGUCGAGCUCGUGCUUGAGCAAGAUAUCAACCUCGUAAUGGAAGAUGAGACCGGCGAAACAGCACUACAGAUCGCUCUGAAAGCUAGAGAGGCCUCUUUCGAUUCCAUGAUGGCCUUCCUGGAGAAGCUUGGCUCAGAUGAAAACACGAAGAAGAAAAUUGCUGCUACGAUUGACACUAAAGGGACGGACGGCAUGACCGCCUUGCAGUUUGCGGCUAAACACCGCAAGGCCGAUGUGGUUAAAAUCCUUUUGAAGUAUGGCGCCGACGUCACUCUCACGGAUAAGUCGGGGAUGACAGCAGCAUGUUUGGCUGCGGCGAGGGGCCAUGAAGCCGUCGUGAAGUCACUACUGGAAGGGGACCGGAAGAAGACACAGUGGAAGGAGAAAGACGGAUUCUCGCCUCUUCAUAUCGCUGCAAGGGACGGCAACGUUGACCUGGUCAACGCCAUCGUCGGUCUUAUCGCAAUCGAUUUGAAAGACUCUCAGCAACGAACGCCACUUCGAAGAGCGGUAGGACGUGGCCACGAGGCAGUCGUGAAGACUCUCCUGCGGAAAGGAGCAGAUUGCAAUGCAAAGGACAAUGAAGGCAAAACACCUCUUCACAGGGCCGCCGAACAAGGAUAUCCUGGGAUCGCGAGGCUCCUCCUGGCGCAUGGCGCGGCGAUUGGACAGAAGGAUAACGAGGGUAAAACGCCGCUACAACGGGCUGUUCAAAGGAGUCAUGAAACAGUCAUCAGCACGCUUCUUGAACAUGAUGCCGAUGCCGAAGAGUUGGCUACAUUUAAGGACGAACAGGAAAAGAAGGGAUCGAAGCUGUCUAACGCAGGAGCUCGGGAUGUGUACACUAGGCACCUACUUCAACGAGACGCGAAGGUAUGA
Messenger RNA from Rhinocladiella mackenziei CBS 650.93, 5334 nucleotides. RefSeq lists its product as uncharacterized. The record is from RefSeq and is a predicted model, not a curated record. The coding region runs from base 1 to 5334 and encodes 1777 amino acids. Gene Ontology annotation, molecular function: protein binding. Gene Ontology annotation, biological process: protein localization to ciliary inversin compartment. Lineage: Eukaryota; Fungi; Ascomycota; Eurotiomycetes; Chaetothyriales; Herpotrichiellaceae. The transcript has 5 exons. Gene Ontology annotation, cellular component: ciliary inversin compartment.